AUGUUUUUUUUAAAUAUAGUUUUAUAUAUAUUACUAUUGGGGGUUUGGACCAAUACAAAUACCCUUGUUACUGCAAAUGGCACAUUAUGUAAUGGAAUUGAUUGUGUAGUGAGCCCUGUUCCAAAUUGUCCACAUAAUGGAGUAUUUUCAGAGCAAGAAAAUGGCUGUAUUGUGACAGAACCAUUGAUAAAAUCUUGUCCUGAAGGUUUCAAAUCAUCAGUAGGAGCAACACAAUGUAGUAAGAAUGUCCAUACAAAUAAAGUUCUUACAUGUCCAGAAAAUACUAGAUAUGAUAAGCAUACUCAAGCAUGUUAUAUAGAAAAUAGAGAAGUACCUAAGUGCGAAGCAGGAUAUAUUGAAGAUGGAAAUGGCGAUUGCUAUAAAUUAAAGGAAGCAGAAAUUAGUUGUGGGGUGAAUGAGGAAGAAAGAGGAGAUGGGUGUUAUAUUAAAAAACUAGUUAAGAAAGAAUAUAACUGUAAUGAGAUUCCUUUAUCUAUUAGAGCAAUUCAUGAGCAAGAUAAUUCUAGUUAUACGUCAAAUAUGGCAUUUCUCGAAGGUGAAAAAGAAUACAAUGGCGAUGGGUCAAAAUCACCAGUUUGCAAAGUUAAGGUGUUUCAUAAGCCAAUAUGUCCAGAAGGAACAACAGAAGAUGAUAAAGGUUCUUGUAUCCAAAAGUCAAGACCAGAAAUUUUUUGUCCAGAAGGUUACUUAUUGAAAGACAUUAAACUAGACGUAUCGAUUCAAGGUGCAUAUCCAACUUUAGAAUCACGACAUUAUUGUCAAAAGCAAGAAUUUAUAGAACCUAUUUCCGAAUGCCCCAUUGGAAUGGUAAAAGAGAAGGACCAUUCAGGAAUGGAUAUUUGCUAUUUAAUAAAAGAAGAGGUUCCACAACAAUGUCAAAUAGGUUUUACAUAUGUUGAAAGUAUUAGAAAAUGUAUAAGAAAGGAAUUAGCAACACCCCGUUGUAAUGACGGAUACAUACAUAGAGGAGGUUUUUGUUACCUUCCAGAAAGACAAGUUAUUGAAAUUAACCCAGUUUCAUAUUGUAUGAAUCCUGAUGCAGUUAUUGUUGGUCAAUAUUGUGUAAGGAACCAAAGUAUGACUCCUAACGUCGAUUGUCCUGUAGGAUAUAUAUUUGACCAAUUAGAUAAUAAAUGUAAAAGAGAGAUUGAAAUUGAUCCAAUUGUUACUUGUCCUCCAAGAUUCGUACUAAAUUCGCAGACUCAAGUAUGUGAAAGAAAGAUUGAAAGGGAUUGUUCGAUUACUCAAUAUAAAAAGAAGUGUACCAGUUAUGAUUCUGAAACUGGAACGGAUAUUAAUAGAGAAGUUGUUUUAGAAACUAGAAAUUUGAAUAUGAUGCUUAAUCAUGGAAAUCACCAUCAUGGAGGUCACCACCAUCAUAAUUACAUUGUCCCCAGAGAGAGUACAAAAAUAGUUCAUCAAUGUGUUGAAAUACCUGAAUACAUACCAAAGAUGUGUGUUAAUGUUGAAACUGCACCAGUUGUAUAUGUAUGCCAUAAUGGUGUUCAGUCUACAGAUCAAAAGAAAUGUAUCAAAGUUAGUACAGUCAUGCCAAAUUAUAGUUGUCCAACAGAGUACAAACUUAGAAAUGGCAGAUGUGAACAACAAAAUAUAGAGUCUAUUUUUUAUAAAUGCCCAGAAGGAUAUUUAUUGUCUGAGAGUUCAACAACCAGGCUUCCGAAGUGUAUUCCAGAAGAGGAAGGAAUUCCUAGAGAGAAAAAAAUGAAUGCUUUAUUUGAGUGUCCGGAGAACUUUGAGUUGAGAAGUAAUGAAUUUAAUCAAUUUGAAUGUAUUGAGGCUAAGAAUCCAGUAUGUAAAAGUGAGAACUGCAGGAAUAUAGUGAAAAUUUCUGGUCCUGAAUGGGAAUGCCCUGUUGGAACUGAAAUCUUAUUAGGAGAUGAUAUAUUAAUGACAAGAACUUAUAAUAAAAGAAUGUUAGUUUCGAAUCAUCCUCAUUAUGGUGCUCAUACUACUAAAAGAGUUUCAAAUAUUACGGAAAAACCAAAAUGUAUUGCUGAAGUAACUCAUACUAUAGAAAAAAGAUGUUUAGACGAUAAUUCAACUUUAAUGGGUGAUUUUUGUUUAGAAACUAUAGAAAAAAGUUGUCCAACAGAGGGUUGUGAAAGUUACUUGGAAUUUAGACCAAAUGUAGAAUGCCCAGAAAAAACUGAGUCACUUGGAAUCCAUAAGGCAGAUAUGUGUAUGGAAACAAUUAGGACACCUUUUAAGUAUCAUUGUUCAAUGGGAGGAAAAAUCACUCAACAUAAUAAGUGUAGAUAUAUUACUAAGAAGAGCUGUAAACACCCAAAUUGUACAGAACUUAUUCCAACUGAAGGAAAAAUGCAAUGCCCACCUGGAUACUCCGAAGUGAAAAAUGUCUCUAAUUAUCCAAAUAUUAAUUCUUUCUCAAACAUGGAUCAAGAAGGAAUAUUAUCAAUGAAUAAUUAUUACCAGGAAAAUAACUCACUCCAGAUGACCAAAUUUGUAGGGACCAAUGUAUUUGGACAAAGAAGAAGGCUUUUUGGGUCUGUCAGACCUCUAUCAAACAUUGGGCAAUGUGCUGCUCUAGAAUUUGCUCCAUUCAUACUAAGUUGCCCACAAGGAUUCACACAAUCUGAAGGAAAAUGUAUUGGGGCAAUGGAUCCCUCAUAUCAAUGCCCUAAUGGGACAUAUAUGAGACAAGAUGGUUUAUGUGGUAAAUCAACUCAAAGAGAUUAUAGUAAUAAUAGUAUAAGUGGAGAUAUUAGUAACAUGCAAUAUCAUAAUCAAAUACAAUAUACAAGAAAAAAUAAGUUUUAA
Molecule: messenger RNA, 2820 nt
Organism: Cryptosporidium ubiquitum
Lineage: Eukaryota; Apicomplexa; Conoidasida; Eucoccidiorida; Cryptosporidiidae
Product: oocyst wall protein 3
Exons: 1
Coding region: 1-2820 (939 amino acids)
Source: RefSeq, a predicted model, not a curated record